GGGAGGGUGACUGAGUAUCGCUAAUAACAAGUUAAAGACUAAUAACAAUAAUAACAGACCACCUCCGGGAGGAUCCGCGGCGGAGGCUGAGUGAGGGAUCCCCGCUGAGGCCAGCGGGGUCGCAGCGCUGGGUAUCUCGGAGAGACGCUCAGAGGCAUCAGUUUGUGCGGCGGCAGCAGCAAUAUGGCUGGUGAUGGGCUUUUUGGGGGGCGCUGGCGGCGGGAGGAGCUCUCGGAAGCCCCUGCGCGCCCGGCUCGCUGUUAGCUAUGGCAAAUGGCAGCGGCGGCGGCUCCUACCCGGGCGGCAGCGGCAGCGGCAUUAGAAUGAGUAACAAUAUCAACGCCAACAAUCUCAACACAGACUCGUCCUCCUCCCCCGUCAAUGUGCCCAAGAUGGAUGCGCUCAUCAUCCCGGUGACCAUGGAGGUGCCCUGCGAUAGCCGCGGACAGCGCAUGUGGUGGGCUUUCCUCGCCUCAUCCAUGGUUACUUUCUUUGGGGGACUGUUUAUCAUCCUGCUGUGGAGGACCCUCAAGUACCUGUGGACUGUCUGCUGCCACUGCGGGGUCAAAAACAAGGAGGCCCAGAAGAUCAAUGGUGGUGGAGAUACACAGGCAGAUGGAGCCUGCAAACCAACAGAUGAAAAAGAGGAGAAUGUGGCAGCAGAAGUGGGAUGGAUGACGUCUGUGAAGGAUUGGGCAGGAGUCAUGAUAUCUGCCCAGACAUUAACUGGCAGAGUACUUGUUGUCUUAGUCUUCGCUCUUAGUAUUGGUGCUCUUGUAAUAUACUUCAUAGAUUCAUCAAACCCAAUAGAAUCCUGCCAGAAUUUCUACAAAGAUUUCACAUUACAGAUCGACAUGGCUUUCAAUGUGUUCUUCCUACUCUACUUCGGCUUGCGUUUUAUAGCAGCCAAUGACAAGCUAUGGUUUUGGCUAGAAGUUAACUCAGUGGUAGAUUUCUUCACGGUCCCUCCAGUGUUUGUGUCAGUAUAUUUAAACAGAAGUUGGCUUGGUUUAAGAUUUUUAAGAGCCCUUAGACUGAUACAGUUUUCAGAAAUCUUGCAGUUUCUGAAUAUACUUAAAACAAGUAAUUCCAUCAAGCUAGUGAAUCUGUGCUCUAUAUUUAUCAGCACGUGGCUGACAGCAGCUGGGUUCAUACAUUUGGUGGAGAACUCAGGGGAUCCAUGGGAAAAUUUCCAAAAUAAUCAACCGCUAACAUAUUGGGAAUGUGUUUAUUUGCUGAUGGUUACAAUGUCCACCGUUGGCUAUGGAGAUGUUUAUGCAAAAACAACCCUUGGUCGCCUUUUCAUGGUCUUCUUCAUCCUUGGGGGAUUGGCCAUGUUUGCCAGCUACGUCCCUGAAAUCAUAGAGUUAAUAGGAAACCGCAAGAAAUAUGGUGGUUCCUAUAGUGCGGUUAGUGGAAGAAAGCACAUAGUUGUCUGUGGUCACAUAACACUUGAAAGUGUGUCGAACUUCCUGAAGGACUUCCUGCACAAGGAUAGGGAUGAUGUCAAUGUAGAAAUCGUCUUUCUGCAUAAUAUCUCCCCUAACCUUGAGCUGGAAGCUCUUUUUAAACGACACUUCACUCAGGUGGAAUUUUAUCAGGGUUCAGUCCUUAAUCCCCAUGACCUGGCGAGAGUGAAGAUAGAGUCAGCAGAUGCGUGCCUAAUCCUUGCCAAUAAAUACUGCGCUGACCCAGAUGCUGAAGAUGCCUCCAAUAUUAUGAGAGUUAUUUCCAUAAAGAAUUAUCAUCCGAAGAUAAGAAUUAUCACUCAGAUGUUGCAGUACCACAAUAAGGCCCAUCUACUAAAUAUCCCAAGCUGGAACUGGAAAGAAGGGGAUGAUGCAAUCUGUCUUGCUGAGCUGAAGCUGGGUUUCAUAGCCCAGAGCUGCCUGGCACCGGGCCUUUCCACAAUGUUAGCCAACCUCUUCUCUAUGAGGUCAUUCAUAAAGAUCGAGGAGGAUACGUGGCAGAAAUACUACCUGGAAGGAGUUGCAAAUGAGAUGUAUACAGAAUAUCUGUCUAGUGCCUUUGUGGGUUUGUCCUUCCCUGCAGUUUGUGAACUGGUGUUUGCGAAACUGAAGCUCUUAAUGAUAGCCAUAGAAUACAAGUCGGAAAAACGCGAAAGCAGAAGCCGAAAGCGUAUAUUAAUCAAUCCUGGAAACCACGUCAAGAUUCAAGAAGGUACCUUAGGAUUCUUCAUUGCAAGUGAUGCCAAAGAAGUAAAAAGGGCAUAUUUUUACUGCAAGGCCUGUCAUGAUGACAUCACAGAUCCCAAAAGGAUAAAAAAAUGUGGCUGCAAACGGCUGAUCUAUUCCAAGAUGUCCAUCUACAAGAGAAUGAGACUGGCAUGUUGUUUUGAUUGCGGACGCUCUGAGCGUGACUGCUCUUGCAUGUCAGGCAGUGUACAUAGUAACAUGGACACCCUUGAGAGAGCCUUCCCACUUUCUUCUGUCUCUGUUAAUGAUUGCUCCACCAGUUUACGUGCCUUUGAAGAUGAGCAGCCGUCGACACUAUCACCCAAAAAAAAGCAGCGAAAUGGAGGCAUGCGAAAUUCACCCAACUCCUCACCCAAACUGAUGAGGCAUGACCCCUUGUUAAUUCCUGGCAACGAGCAGAUUGACAACAUGGAUGCCAACGUGAAAAAAUAUGACUCUACAGGGAUGUUUCAUUGGUGUCCAGCCAAAGAUAUCGAAAAGGUCAUUUUGACUCGAAGUGAAGCAGCGAUGACAGUUUUAAGUGGGCAUGUAGUCGUUUGCAUAUUUGGGGAUGUUAAAUCUGCUUUGAUUGGAUUAAGAAAUUUAGUGAUGCCAUUACGAGCCAGCAACUUUCACUACCAUGAGCUCAAGCACAUUGUGUUUGUGGGUUCACUUGAAUACCUGAGAAGGGAAUGGGAGACACUGCAUAACUUCCCCAAGGUUUCAAUCUUGCCUGGUACGCCAUUAAGUCGGGCUGAUUUAAGGGCUGUCAACAUCAACCUCUGCGACAUGUGCGUUAUCCUGUCAGCCAAUCAGAAUAAUAUUGAUGAUGCUUCGCUGCAGGACAAGGAAUGCAUCUUGGCGUCACUCAACAUCAAAUCUAUGCAGUUUGAUGACAGCAUUGGGGUCUUGCAGGCUAAUUCCCAAGGCUUUACACCCCCUGGGAUGGAUAGGACGUCUCCAGACAACAGUCCAGUCCAUGGCCUUUUACGUCAACCCUCCAUUACAACAGGAGCCAACAUCCCUAUUAUAACAGAGCUAGCUAAGCCUGGCAAACUUCUGCCUUUGGUUUCAAUCAGUCAGGAAAAAAACAGUGGAACCCACAUUCUAAUGAUAACUGAACUGGUAAAUGAUUCAAAUGUUCAGUUCCUGGACCAAGAUGAUGAUGAUGAUCCCGACACAGAACUGUACCUCACGCAGCCCUUUGCAUGUGGAACUGCCUUUGCUGUCAGCGUGCUGGACUCUCUCAUGAGCGCAACAUACUUCAAUGACAAUAUCCUCACACUGAUACGGACAUUGGUAACAGGAGGAGCCACACCAGAGCUGGAAGCACUGAUUGCUGAGGAAAAUGCAUUGAGAGGAGGCUACAGCACGCCCCAGACACUUGCAAACAGGGACAGGUGUCGAGUUGCUCAGUUGGCUUUGUAUGAUGGGCCAUUUGCAGACCUAGGGGAUGGAGGUUGUUAUGGAGAUCUAUUUUGUAAAGCACUGAAAACAUACAAUAUGCUUUGCUUUGGAAUUUAUCGAUUAAGGGAUGCACAUCUAAGUACUCCCAGCCAAUGCACUAAACGUUAUGUUAUCACAAACCCACCGUAUGAAUUUGAGCUUGUGCCGACGGACUUGAUCUUCUGUUUGAUGCAAUUUGACCACAACGCUGGCCAGUCCCGAGCCAGUCUUUCUCAUUCCUCCCACUCCUCCUAUUCUUCCAGCAAGAAGAGCUCCUCAGUUCACUCUAUCCCAUCAACAGCAAACCGACCGAACCGCACCAAGACCAGGGAUUCCCGGGACAAACAGAAUGCAACAAGGAUGAAUAGAAUGGGCCAAGCAGAAAAGAAAUGGUUUACAGAUGAGCCGGAUAAUGCCUAUCCCAGAAACAUUCAAAUCAAGCCCAUGAGCACUCACAUGGCCAAUCAGAUCAAUCAAUAUAAAUCGACAAGCAGCUUGAUACCACCCAUACGAGAAGUUGAAGAUGAAUGUUGACUCCUUCGAAGCCAGAACUAUUUUUUUAAAGCCUGACAAACUUCAUGAAUGGUGAUGUGACAUUUAUUCCUCUUACUUGCUGAACCACUGAUGGAGAAGUUAAGAAGGGCACGCUUAAUGGGAAAAUAAAGUAGACAGAUCUUUGUUUGUCUGCCUUUAAUAUUGCUUCCACGUAUUUUGGAAACUAUUUCAUUUAUAAAUGAACAUAAUCAAAACAAGUCAUGUAUAGCCUCUAGCAUUUUAAAUUAUUUUUAUUUAUUAUAAAAAAUAUAUUUUUCUUUUUUUUUUUUUUCAUUGUUAAGUAUAUUCCCUUAAAGAAAUGGCACAUGUGGCCAGACUCCUAAGAAUUAAAAAAAAAAAACCAAACCAAUGAACCCUCAGUCUUUGGCUUAAAGGAGAAUGAUGGUCACAGGUAUAAGGAUAUGUAAUUAAGGGAGACAAAUGAUAUAUUUACAAAAAGGGAAAAAAAGGUCCAGUGUGUAUUUUAGUAACUCAAAAAAAAAAAAGAAGAAAAAAACCUACACUUCACCAAAAUGUUUCUUUAUCAGAAGAUGUGUAUUUUGUUCAGCAUUGACACCAGCUCUUAAUAAAUUGAACUUAUUUAUUUUCAGAGUUGAAAGUCAUAUUUUUGUACAUGUAACAUUCUUCUGAAAUAUUCGUUGUUUUAUUGACAUCUACAGAUCAUCUUGGCUGCCAGUUCUGUGAAGGUCCAGUAACCCCUCACUGUCCCCUCCCCUUCUCACAGUCCCACACACAGACACCCUUGGGAAUGCUGUGACACAGGCACAGGGAAUGUCACCACCCCAGCCAAGGGACAUGGACACCUGGGGCAUCUGCUAGAAAUGGAAAAUCUGGCAAUUGCACUUCACUUCCCAUUAGCCAUCAGCAGUUGCUCAGUUCAGGAAGGCAAGCUUGGCAAUUCUUCUUUUUUUGCCAUGUAUUACAGUGCUUUAAUCCAGAGUGCAUAAAAUAGUGCAUGGAAGCAUAAGUUAGAAACCAUCUCAUCUACCACAUUUUGUCACUCCCUCACUUCAGAAGUGCUGAUGGCCUUUUGUUGGUCUGAGAUGGUACAAAUUCUUCCUGGUAUGUAUAGAGGUUUAGCUCCAGAUUCUUGCACUUUGGUGAAAGCUCAUACCUUGGUAAAGGGCACACUGAAUCUACUUUUGGUGAAUUUAGAUCAGGAUAAAAACUGGUUUAGCCUCAGUUCUACAAUCUCACAACAUGCUGUCCUCAGUUAAUUCCUGCAAUAAGCAACAUUGUUUUUCUGGUUGUUUUUUUUCCCCUUGUAUUUAUUUUUACUUUGCUGGGACACCACACACAGAAGUCCAGUAAUAACCAAAUCAAAAUAAUAAAAGUGAUGAAUGUAUUUAUUACGAUAACAUGCAAAAGGCCUUUGAUAGGUGCCUUUUGUGUCAGCAGUUUCACAAAGUUGCCAACAAGUUUUAUAGCCAUCAGACAAAAAUAUAAUUUCAUAUCUGUGCUGCAGUAUCUACCCACCCAAGCAUUUAUGUUCUAAAUGAUUUAGUAACUCUCUCUAUCUCAAAGAAGCAACAUCUGACACAAUUGUGUGGGAAAAAAAGGAAAGGCUGUGCUAAUAUGGAAAAAAAACCAAAACCACCAAACCAGAAUCAUCAGGAAAAUCAGCAGAUUUUCAUUGUGCAAGUUAACUUUAGGCUUUGUAAUGUUGCAGAAUUGUUAAACACCACAAUUAAACAUACCGUGGUAUUUUUAUCAUUAGAGAAAUAUCAGUGAAUCAAACAAAUACAAAGCAGAUGAACUUAUUGUGAAAACAAUGAUGUCCACUAUAUAAUCCAACAUUUAAGCCAAACUAUCUCAGCUUUAAUGUUUGUCCACUGGCUGCAGUACAAGUAUAACCAUACUAACACCUAAUAGACUUUAUUCUGGAGUGACUUCUUGGACUGUGACUAUUUUGUUGUUACAUUUUGUAGAAUAGCUAUUUAAAGACAAUAACGAGAAUUGUUAAUACAGUAUCUGUAAAAUUGGAUUGUUUAAAAUAUUUCACUCUCCUACAGAGUAACAAAACAAUACAAGCAGUUUUUCAUUAUUAUUAUUAUUUAGAUCCAUGUUUAAUGCAUUUCACAGUCCCCAAAGAGAAGAUAAUUCCAGUGAGUUCUUCCGACAUUUGCUGCUUCAGCUAGUGACACGUUAUAAUUUACAUCCAGUUCUGCAUUGGGUCAUGUUAAGCCUUUUCUUUGAAGUCAGUGCUCCUUUUUCAUUUAUGAACUGCAUUCAUAUGACAACCAGAAUGAAAAAAAGCUGGUCCUGAGUAGAAUUAUAGAAACUUGUGCCACACCUCACCAAAUACAUAUGAAUUGCAAUUUUUUUUCCGCAGAAGACUGGUGUUUACUAUAGGGGCAUAGAACAUUAUAUCUUAUACCUGAUCAUAUUCAGUGCCACUUCUGAGUGUCCUUCCUUCAGAAAUGAGCAUUCACUGGACAAAGCAUACUAAUGAACCAAGUACAGCACCCCUACACAGCUAAGGUUUGUGUGUGUCUGUCCAGUUUAGCUGUCACACCCCAAACCCCCAUGCUAAUAACUGUUUAUAAAUAAAGAACAAGACCUGAACACACUCACCAGCUGUUCUGGCACAAAUAGCUCCAUAUGCAAUGGUUGGUAGAACAACCCCUACAGAGAGCAAACAAGACAGAGAGAAACAGAGUUAUGGGUCUAUGUUUCCCACUUACAGAAAAACCAAAUUCAAUAAUAUCUUCUUACUCCUGUUUUUGAUAAUCAGAGAUGCAGGACUGACAUUUGGAAAUUAGGUGGAGGAACAGAUAGAAAACCUGUUGGGGAUCUUUGAUAUCCAGCCACUGAAAAUUACAAUAAGGCCAACACCAAUAAAUGGAUAUAUGAAGUUACAUCUAAUCUGGGAAAAGGCUGGAAAGGGACCUGAGUGACAGCUGACAGAACACAUGAUGACCAAUAUAGAAAUAAAUUCUUGGUCUUUGUCCAUAUCUUUUACCUCUUUCUGAGAAGGCAAAAGGAAAAAAAAAACGGGUGGGGAGGAUUUCUAGCCUUUUUUUAUUUUUUUUGGCAUUGAUUGCAUGCAGUACUGAUACAGGCUAUAGAAUGUUUAACUCAUGUGUUGGAUAAACAGUAUGUCUGUGUGUGUCUGUUUGCAUGUAUGCAUGUCCACACACGCACACACAUCUGUCUGUGGGUGCACACAUACACACAACUGUAUUUUUGGGUACAUACACACUCAUAUGUAUGGGGGUAUGCAUGUAUUUGAUAGAGUCAUCACAAGAAGGUGUCAUAAUUUUUAUUUUCCAUGAACUGGGGUGAAGAAAGGCACACAAAAGAAGAAAAUAUAUGAAUUGCAGGGUAGCACAUGGAAGAAUUGUUUCUGCUGUUUCCACCUGAUUUGACCAAAACCCAGCCAUCCUGGUUAGCUUUAUGAGAGAUGCACUGAUGUUUGAUGUUCUGACAUUGCCAGAAAGUCUGCUGGCUCUCUCUGUUUCAUGGCUGUUAUUUUAAUUUGGCCCCUGAAGCCCAUGAGCACUAAGGUGAAAGGAUAAAACUGUCCUCUGACAGAUUUAGUGGCAAGUGCUGAGCACAGCAAAAGUUAAGGUAUGAAGAAAAGAAGAUACUCAUAGUCUGAAUGCAAAUUUUAACACCUCCAUAUGAUUGUGCAGUUCCUUCUAAAGUAAGAAGUAUAUGAUGUAUUUGUUAAUUGGGAAAAACAAGACUAAAACAUUUCCUUGUACUUUUAAAAUGUAUCCUAAACCUGUUGCUGAUGUUUUAGCACCUUGCUUUUCAAAUCAGCUUCACUGGCCCAACAGCAGGGAAUUCAUGGGACGGACAGUACAAACCCCAGGCGUGGUCAGCUGGAUGUGGAAAGACCUAGAUGGCCUCAGUCAAAGGUGGGAAAGGGCAAAUAUAAUUUUCAAGCACAGUACAGGAGACACUGCAAAAGCAUCAGCCUUUUAUUACACAUUGUUGGGUGCUGGAGGAUGAGGUUGGCUAUUUUUGCAUGCAAAAGGAAGAUUUUGCAUUUCUUGAACUCUUCAUGUAGCAGAAGGAGAAAGUACAACAGUGAGUUCUCAUUCAGGUUUUGCUGGGGGUGUGUGUCUAAACUACAGCUGACAGUUACUGCAAUAAUUGGUUGCAUAAACUGAUGCAUAAGCAUACAUGAAAAAAAGAAGCAAUAAUUUACAAAUGGCCAAUAAUUUGUGUUUUCAGUGCUUGGCCACUCACUCGCCAAUCCAUAAAAAUGUUAGCAACUACCUUGGACUAGCUGACUCACAUGGGCUCAAUCUGGAACACAGAGCAGGUCCUUAAAUGUUUUUAAGGAGUGGUUCCUGAGGUCUCCUGGAUGCCAAUGAAUUUGAAAUAAACGCAUAUUGAGGUCAAUAUGUGUGUGUAUGUGUGUAUGUGUGUGUAUGCGUGUUUUGUUUUUACAGCUGUUAUCAUUGCGAAUUUCUUUAGCACCAAAAGAAGUGUGUGUCUCACCUUCAUUUCUAGUUUUGAAUGUGCUUAAACAAAAUAACCAAGUGUGUGAAAGGUAAUGAACAGGACAAAGUGAAAACAGAAAUCUGUUCCCAGUGUUACAGUGGAUUAGCCUGGGAAUAUCUGUCAAAGUCAAUGGCAAAUGCA
This is a messenger RNA of Catharus ustulatus (Swainson's thrush), 8792 nucleotides long. It is a transcript of the gene KCNMA1, whose product is annotated as potassium calcium-activated channel subfamily M alpha 1. The record is from RefSeq and is a predicted model, not a curated record. Gene Ontology annotation, molecular function: large conductance calcium-activated potassium channel activity. Bases 267 to 4175 code for a protein of 1302 amino acids. Gene Ontology annotation, cellular component: postsynaptic membrane. Gene Ontology annotation, biological process: transmembrane transport; potassium ion transport. The transcript has 34 exons. Lineage: Eukaryota; Metazoa; Chordata; Aves; Passeriformes; Turdidae.